CCCUCCUUCCAAUUCCUCCUUCCUCCGAUUCUCCGUCCCCUCGGCCGCCCUCGGUGCCCAGCCCGGCUCCUUCGGGGAUGCGGCAGCUGUGUGCCGGAGCGCUGCCCUGGGAGAGCUGCCCGGCUGAGGGGGCACCGGGGGUACCAUGAGCGGAGGCAGGUUUGAUUUCGAUGAUGGAGGUGCCUAUUGUGGGGGCUGGGAAGGGGGCAAAGCACACGGGCACGGCAUCUGCACUGGCCCCAAGGGCCAGGGUGAGUACUCAGGCUCCUGGAACUAUGGCUUCGAAGUGGUGGGCAUCUACACCUGGCCCAGUGGCAACACCUACGAGGGCUACUGGUCGCAAGGCAAGCGGCAUGGGCUGGGAAUCGAGACCAAAGGACGGUGGGUGUACAGAGGAGAGUGGACCCACGGCUUCAAGGGGCGCUACGGCGCCAGGCAGAGCAUGAGCAGCGGAGCCAAGUACGAAGGAACCUGGAACAACGGCCUGCAGGAUGGCUACGGCACCGAGACCUACGCCGACGGAGGCACCUACCAGGGGCAGUUCACCAACGGCAUGCGGCACGGCUACGGCGUGCGGCAGAGUGUGCCCUACGGCAUGGCCUCGGUGGUGCGCUCCCCGCUGCGCACCUCGCUGUCCUCCCUGCGCAGCGAGCACAGCAACGGCACCCUGCCGCAGGACUCCCCCGCCGCCAACCCCGACAGCCUGCCCCUGUCGCCCACCAUCACCCGUGGAGGCUUCGCCCUCAGCCUCUACGCAGAGGCAGAGGUCGGCAAGCCCAAGAAGGGCGGGGGCCUCUUCCGCAGGGGCUCCCUGCUGGGCAAGCUGAAGAAGUCGGAGUCCAAGUCGUCCCUGGCCAGCCAGAAGAGUCGCGUCAGCUUCCUCAAGAGCGAGAGCGGCAUCAGCUCUGCCGCCAGCGACGCCACCUCCACUGUCAGCCUGGGCGAGGGUGCCGAGGGCGAGGAGUAUCCCCCGUUUGAGUCGGACAUCGAUGCCACCACCACGGAGACCUACAUGGGCGAGUGGAAGAACGACAAGCGCGCCGGCUUCGGCGUCAGCGAGCGCUCCAGCGGGCUCAAGUACGAGGGCGAGUGGCUGGACAACCUGCGGCACGGCUACGGCUGCACCACGCUGCCCGACGGCAAGAAGGAGGAGGGCAAGUACCGGCACAACGUGCUGGUCAAGGGCAUGAAGAAGCGCGUGAUCCCCCUCAAGAGCGCCAAGAUCCGGCAGAAGGUGGACAGGAGUGUGGAGGGGGCCCAGAGGGCCGCGGCCAUCGCUCGGCAGAAGUCAGAGAUUGCUGCAUCCAGGACAGCUCAUGCCAAAGCCAAGGCUGAAGGGUCUGAGCAGGCAGCUCAAGCAGCCAACAACGAAUCAGGCAUAGCCAGAAUGAUGGCCAGGGAGCUCUCUCCAGACUUCUACCAGCCAGGCCCCGAGUACCAGAAGCGCAAGCUGCUGCAGGAGAUCAUCGAGAACCAGGAGCACGCCGUCAACGCGGAGGAGGAGGCUCCGCGGCCCGCGGGCGCUCCGCCGCCGCCCACCCCCCCCGAGAGCCCCCAGCUCCACGAGCAGGACGAAGCGCGGCGCGGCGCCAGCCCGGCCCCCAGCCCCGCCGCCACCCCGCCCGAAGCCAAGCGGGCCAGGGCUGCCCCCCGCCAGGACGGUGCCCUCCGUCCGGGCAGCUGGGCUGAGGCGGGCGGCAGGGCGGGCGGCGGCAGCCCCUCGCCCCCCGAGGCCGAGAGCCGGCCGGCUUCGAGGGGCUGGGCGCGCCCGGCCGAGCAGAUGGAGAUCGGCCCGCUGCAGCGCAUGGCGCCGGAGCCCGACGUGGAUGUCAUCAAGGGCUACCACAGCUACGCCGUCCGCACCUCCCCGGUCUGCCCCGACGAGGACUAUGAGGAGGAGCCGCUCCCCGAGCCCGAGCCGCCCUCCCCGGAGCCCCGGGGGGACCUCCAGCGCCGCGGGGGUACCUCCACCCCGCCGCGGGAGCGGGAGGAGAAGCCCAAGGCGCCGGGGCAGCGCCCCAGCCCCGAGCGCAGGGCCGCCGGCCGGGCCGAGCCCGCUGCCGACAGGAAGAACGAGCCCAGGGCCCCGGCGCGCACGGAGCCCAGGGCGGGCGCCAAGCGCAGCUCGGCCCCGGCGGCGGCAGCGGUGCGGGAGGCGGAGGAGUGCGAAGAGGGACCUAACACAAUCGUGAUCUGCAUGGUCAUCCUACUGAACAUUGGUCUGGCCAUCCUGUUUGUCCACUUUCUGACAUGAUGUGCCCCUCAGACAAGGCAUUGCUGCUGAUGGAGACCAGACCUUGGUGGGGAUUAAAUCUCAGCCACCUGGAAGCACCUAGGAGGAGGACUUGAGAUCCAGACAUUGCACUGCAAACAUCAACCUUAAACAAAAGAGCCUGAGGAUGAUUGCGGUCUCCAUGCUGCCAGGCUGUGGCUCUGUGAUCUCCCCAGGAAGAACCAAGGCUUCUGCCCUUCAGCCUCCUUCUCUUCUUUCUGUAAAAUAGCAGUUGCCUUAAAUUGUUCUCACCAAAGCCAUCAACUGUCCUGCCAUGCCAGGGACGAGGGACGCUUCUGUAGCUGUAGGAACACGACUGAGGAGGUCUUGUGCGUGCACACUGAUGUGUUUUGUGACUCCCUUGGCUAAGUGCCAGAGACUUCCCAAACGGUGUCAUCCAUGGCGUGGGCACGAAGCAGUACACAGCAAGCAAAGUGAAUCGUGGGAGCUGUGCCACGACUAGGGGUGGACAACGCUGCCUGCCAUGCGUGGAGGUCAUCCAGAGGGAUGAGCCAAGUCUUGUCUUUCCCUGUCUUCUGGAGUUGUUUUCCACAGAUGGAAGACUGAAAGGAGGAGCAAGUUGUAAUUGGGCUCGCUGAAGGGUAACCAGUCCUGCCCAUGCCUGCCAAGGUGCCACAGAUGGGGGCCAUGGGUGGGGUGCCAGGGCCUGGCUGAUCCGAGGCUGUUUGUGCAUGUGGGGGUGCUGUGGGUGGGGGUGGUGCCUGUCUUGGGGCCAGGCACCAUCUGAGCACUCUCCGGCUCCCAGCAGCACUCUGAUCAGGAGAGUCUUGCAGUGGGAGACUUCCACUGGCACGGGAGAGGAAAGGAGGGAGCUGAACUCGUGCCUGUAGCCCUGUCUCUGCCAGGGUUGUGAGUGACAGUGGGACAGAGGCACGGACUGCAAAUCCCUCUGGACGCCCGCAGCUUCCUGCCCUUGGCGUGGGCCGCAGAGCGUUCCUGGGAUCUGUGAGCAGGCUUCCCAGCUGGAAGAUUCAGGGUGGAUGCUGUGGCAGAGGUUGCAUUAUUCCUGAAAGACAAAGCGGUGCAGAGACCUGAGGGGCUCUGCUGUGGUUGGGUGCUGGGCUCAGAAGUCACAGAAGAGUCAGGCCUGCAGUGGUGGCAUGGCACAGUGGGCAGCCCUGGCUGUGAUUCUUGUGUGCCAGGCUUAGAGGACUGGUGGAUUUGCACCAAUUCUUCCCAAAGCUGCAGCAGAGAGACCUUCAGAAAAUGUUUCUACUGUGAUUUGCUCUGGUCCUCAGCAGCAUGAGCUUAGAAAGUCAGCACAGAUAGGUUAGGGUUUGGUGUGAGGCUGAGUGCUUGAGCUUCUUUCUUCCUCUCCCAGCAGUGUGCAUUUUCUGUCCUCAUGAAGAUAAUCAGGAAUGCUCUUUACAGUAGGUUGUGCACCUCUGCAUCCUGAAAUCCCCUGAGACUGGGCAGGAAAACUGAGGGUCUGGAAAGAAUGGGGAAAUGAUGAUUUAAGAUCAGAGAGCUGCCCAGUCUGCUCCAGAAGUCAGUCUGAGUGGAUUUCAGAGAUGGGAUAACAGACAGGCAGGGGUUUAUGCUGACCAGAGACGCAGAACAGAACCUGCCUAAUGUAUCUGCUCUAAUCAUGGCAUGAGAGAGUGAGAAUCAUUCAGUACUUCUUUGUGAACCAACUUUAUUUUUUAACCUUACUGAGCUCAGGAACAUUGCCACAGUAGUGAAUCCGUGGUGUUAACUGUGGGAGACGUGAAUGUGAUCCCUUCCUAAGAACCAUGUGGCUGUACCAGUCCUGAGAAAGCUGUGCAGCACCAUCUACACUCCCAGAGCUUGGCAGCAGUUUGCUGCUUUUCUUUUCCCCUUCAGUCUCAGUGUUUUGCAGAUCCCAGGCUCUGUUGCCUUCGAUGCUUUAUCUGUGUGCUGGCACUCCCUUGCCAGCUCUGCAGUUUCCAGAAGCCAACUGCUGUUAUGAACCUCCCUUGAGAGACCUGAGUGGCUGUUAUUUAUCACUAAGCACAAAAGUGAGCUUUCUGAACAACGCUAAGGUAAUUUCCCCCCUCCCCACCCGGUUCC
Messenger RNA from Pogoniulus pusillus (Red-fronted tinkerbird), 4324 nucleotides. RefSeq names its product junctophilin 2 (gene JPH2). The record is from RefSeq and is a predicted model, not a curated record. Gene Ontology annotation, cellular component: endoplasmic reticulum membrane; sarcoplasmic reticulum; junctional membrane complex. NCBI's taxonomy places the organism in Eukaryota, Metazoa, Chordata, Aves, Piciformes, Lybiidae. The coding region runs from base 146 to 2254 and encodes 702 amino acids. The transcript has 6 exons.